Plectropomus leopardus (leopard coralgrouper) is the source of this 6849-nucleotide messenger RNA. Its product is annotated as extracellular calcium-sensing receptor-like. The record is from RefSeq and is a predicted model, not a curated record. Gene Ontology annotation, molecular function: G protein-coupled receptor activity. NCBI's taxonomy places the organism in Eukaryota, Metazoa, Chordata, Actinopteri, Perciformes, Serranidae. Gene Ontology annotation, cellular component: plasma membrane. Gene Ontology annotation, biological process: G protein-coupled receptor signaling pathway.
AUGUCCAGAAAGGUUGGCUCCAUGUCUUGGUUCCCCCUGCUCCUGCCUCCGUGGCCCUCCUCUGCCCUCACCCUGCUGCUCCUCAGUGUGGGAGGCAGACAGAUGGGGCUGGAGGUGGUUCAGGCAGCAGUGUGCUCUCGGUGGGGUACACCGAACAGCAAGAGCCUCUCCCAAGAUGGAGACGUGAUCAUCGGUGGACUUUUUAAUCUGUAUUACAGACCUUCUGCUAUAGAGCAAGGCUUCACCAAGCUGCCACAUUAUAAACCUUGCACAGGUUUAGAUCUAGAGUCCCUAAAAUACAUAUAUGCUAUGGCAUUUGCGGUGGAAGAAAUUAAUCGCAACAGCACCCUUCUACCAGGAGUGAAGCUGGGCUAUCGUAUACUUGAUAGCUGUGCCCGAUACCCCUGGGCUCUGCAAGUUGCACUAUCAUUGGUCGGAGGAGACAUACACAGCUGUGGUCAACCUGUUCCUUUGCUCAUUGGUCCUGGCACAUCAACAACAACCAUAAUUCUGUCCAGGAUCAUGGGGCCUCUCUUUGUGCCACUUAUCAGCUACCUGGCAAGCUGCCCCUGUCUUAGUGAUAGGCAGAAGUUUCCUAACGUCUUCAGAACAAUCCCCAGUGAUAUUUACCAAGCGCGGGCCAUGGCACAGCUGGCCAUACGCUUCCACUGGAAUUGGGUUGGGGCAGUGGUUGUGAACAAUGAUUAUGGUCAUGUGGCAAUACAGGCAUUUCAAGAAGAGACUCAGGGGAAGGGAGUGUGUUUGGAAUUCAUAGAGACAGUCCGCAGAGAAACUAUUGUCAGUGAUGCCAGACGUGUAGCCCUUACAAUUCAAGCUUCGACUGCAAGGGUGAUUCUGAUCUUUUGCUGGUAUACAGAAGCAAAGAAGGUAUUUUUGGAGCUGGCCAAGAGAAAUGUGACUGACAGACAGUUUCUGGCAAGUGAGGCUUGGAGCACCAGUGACGAUCUUCUCCAAGACAUUGCUAUCUCUGAAGUGGCAAGUGGUGUUCUCGGUGUGGCCAUUCGUAGUUCAACAAUACCCGGAUUUGAAAGUUAUCUCAGAAGUUUGCAUCCAAUUCGUCGUCCUGAUGAUGAAUUCUUACAUGAAUUCUGGGAGAAGCAGUUUGGAUGCAGUCCUGGAACAGCACAAAACAAAGCUUCUCUACCACUUUGCAGCGGGGCAGAGUCCCUGGAGGGAGUGCGGAAUCACUUCACUGACACCUCCCAGCUGAGGGUGACAUAUAAUGUCUACCUUGCUGUUUACGCUGCAGCCCACGCCCUUCACAGCCUUCUGUCCUGCCCUGAUAGAGACAGCUCACCCAAAAACAAAAGCUCAGCCUGCUCCUCUCCCAAACGUAUCACACCCAUAGAGUUGCUGCAGCACUUGAACAAAGUGAAUGUCACCACACCACAAGGUGAAAUGUUUUACUUCCAAGGCGCAGACAUUCCAGCAAAUUACGACCUUGUCAACUGGCAGAACAGCCCUGAGGGGUCUCUUAAACUUGUUUUAAUUGGUCGUGUGGACGGGUCUGACCUCCGCCUUAAUGAGUCAGCCAUUCAGUGGAGUACAGGUUCCAAUCAGCUUCCUGUUUCCGUGUGCAGUGAGAGUUGCCCCCCAGGCACCCGUUUGGCCAAUAGGAAAGGAGAACCUGUCUGUUGCUUUGACUGUAUCCCAUGUGCUGAGGGGGAGAUUAGCAAUAAAACUGGUUCCCUUCACUGUGAGCGUUGUCCAUUAGAGUUUUGGUCCAAUGAUGAACGAACUGCCUGCAUCCCUCGCCAGCUGGACUUCCUUUCCUUUAAUGAGACUUUGGGCAUUACCCUGACAACAGCAGCUGUGUCUGGUGCUGCCAUGACUACAGCUGUGUUUGUGGUGUUUCUCUACUAUCGUCAUACACCCAUGGUGCGAGCCAACAACUCAGAACUGAGCUUCCUGCUUCUCCUGUCGCUGAAGCUCUGCUUCCUGUGCUCUCUGGUGUUCAUUGGCCGUCCAUCAGUCUGGGCUUGUCGUUUCCAGCAGGCAGCUUUCGGGAUCAGCUUUGUACUUUGUGUUUCCUGCCUCCUGGUCAAAACUUUAGUAGUUCUUGCUGUUUUCGGCUCAGCUCAUCCUGGUGCUGAGGCUUUGAUGAAGUGGUUUGGUCCUGGCCGGCAGAGAGGAAGUGUCUGCUUCUUUACAUCUAUACAGAUUAUCAUCUGUGCCAUUUGGUUGUCCCUCAGCCCCCCGGUGCCUCAACGUGAUCUGGGUUUCAAAGGGUCAAAGGUCACCCUGGAGUGUGCCAUGGCCUCUGUGGUGGGCUUCUCUUUGGUUCUGGGUUACAUUGGUCUGCUGGCCUGCACCUGUCUCCUCCUGGCCUUUCUUGCUCGGAAACUCCCUGACAAUUUCAAUGAGGCCAAAUUGAUCACCUUCAGCAUGCUGAUAUUCUGUGCUGUUUGGAUAGCCUUUGUCCCGGCUUAUGUUAGCUCUCCUGGGAAGUAUGUUAUCGCUGUGGAAAUUUUUGCAAUCCUGGCUUCUAGCUAUGGUUUACUGCUCUGCAUUUUUGCCCCCAAAUGUUUCAUCAUUCUUUUGAGGCCAGAGAAAAACACUAAGAAACAUCUGAUGGCCAGUUUGCAAAAUCUUCCAUUACAGUAUCUUUAUGCUAUGGUGUUUGCGUUGGAGGAAAUCAAUCAUAGUACAACCUUGCUACCAGGUAUGAAGCUGGGCUACCAUAUUCGUGACAGCUGUGCCCUACCCCUUUGGGCUAUGCAGGCAGCGCUGUCAUUGGUUGGAGGAGACACCACCAGCUGUAAUUCCACAGACCCUCCAGACUAUUCAGAUGGAUAUGAAGAGGGAAUAGGAGAAAGGAGAGGUGGUCAGCCUGUUCCUUUGAUCAUUGGUGGUUCCUCGUCUAAAGCAGCCAAGAUACUCUCCAGAAUGCUGGGGCCACUCUCUGUACCUUUAAUAAGCUACACGGCUAGCUGUCCCUGUCUGAGUGACAGGCGACAAUAUCCGAACUUCUUCAGGACCAUGCCCAGUGAUAUUUACCAGGCCUGGGCCAUUGCCCAGCUUGCCAUACGCUUCAACUGGACGUGGGUGUUUCAGGAAGAGACUCAGGGGGCAGGUGUGUGUCUGGCAUUUGUAGAGACUCUCCAAAGGGAAAACAUUGUGAGUGAUGCCAGACAAGCAGCACUCACAAUUCGAGCCUCAACUGCGAAAGUGAUUCUGAUCUUUAGCUGGUACACAGACGUGAGGGAACUAUUCCUGCAACUCGCCAAGAUAAAUGUGACAGACAGACAAUUUCUGGGCAGUGAAGCUUGGAGCACCAGCGCCGACCUUCUCCAACAUCCAGUCACUUCUAAAGUGGCAAGUGGUGUUCUUGGUGUGGCCAUUAGAAGUUCAGCUAUACCUGGAUUUGAAAAUUAUAUCAGAACCCACACCCUUCACAGCCUUCUGUCCUGCCCUGAUAGAGACAGUUCAACCGGAAACAAAAGCUCAGCCUGCUCCAUUCCACAACACAUCAAACCCAUAGAGGUGCCAACUUCAGUGUGCAGUGACAGCUGUCCCCCAGGUACCCGCAAGGCCAACAGGAAAGGAGAACCUCUUUGCUGCUUUGACUGUAUCCCAUGUGCUGAAGGGGAGAUUAGCAAUAAAACUGGUUCCCUUAACUGUGAACGUUGUCCAUUGGAGUUUUGGUCCAAUGUUGAACGUACUGCCUGCAUCCCACGCCAGCUGGACUUCCUUUCCUUUAAUGAAACUUUGGGUAUUACACUGACUGCAGUAGCUGCAUCUGGUGUAACGGUGACAACUGCUGUGUUUGUGGUGUUUCUUUACCACCGUCACACACCCAUGGUGCGAGCCAACAACUCAGAACUGAGCUUCCUGCUUCUCCUGUCGCUGAAGCUCUGCUUCCUGUGCUCUCUGGUUUUCAUUGGCCGUCCAUCAGUCUGGGCUUGUCGUUUCCAGCAGGCAGCUUUUGGGAUCAGCUUUGUACUUUGUGUUUCCUGCCUCCAAGUCAAGACCAUAGUUGUCCUGGCAGCGUUUCGCUCAGCUCGUCCUGCUGACUUGGACAUCCCAGGGUUAAAGGUCACCCUAAAGUGUGCCAUGGCCUCUGUGGUGGGCUUCUCUUUGGUUCUGGGUUACAUUGGUUUGCUGGCCUGCACCAGUCUUCUCCUGGCUUUUCUUGCUCGGAAACUCCCUGACAACUUCAAUGAGGCCAAACUGAUCACCUUCAGCAUGCUGAUAUUCUCCCAGGCCCUGCUGCUUUUUUGGCUUGUGGGCAGACAGCUGGGGCUCAGGGUGGGUCUGCAGUGUGUUCAGGCAGUGAGUUGUUCUCGUUGGGGUACACCCAGCAACUGGGGUCUGUUCCAGGAUGGAGAUGUAGUAAUUGGUGGGCUCUUUAGUCUUCAUUACAAACCUUCAGCGAUAGACAGUGACUUCACACAGCUGCCACACUACAAACCUUGCACUGGUUUAGAGCAUGUUCCAUUGCAAUAUAUACAUGCUAUGGUGUUUGCGGUGGAGGAAAUCAAUCACAGUACAGCGCUGCUACCAGGUGUGAAGCUAGGGUAUCAUAUUCUGGAUAGCUGUGGUCGACCACCAUGGGCUGUCCAGGCAGCGCUGUCGCUGGUUGGAGGAGACAGCAGCAUCUGUAAUUUAACAGACCCUCCAGACAGAUAUCGAGAGGGAAUUGGAGGAAGGAAAGGUGAUCACCCUGUUCCCCUGAUCAUCGGUGGUGCUUCAUCUGUAACAGGCCAGAUACUCUCCAGAAUCCUGAGCCCGCUUUUUAUCAGCUACCUGUCAAGCUGUCCCUGUCUUAGUGACAGGCGUAAAUUCCCAAACUUCUUCAGGACCAUCCCCAGUGAUAUUUAUCAGGCCCGAGCAAUUGCUCAGCUUGCCAUACACUUCAACUGGACCUGGAUUGGGGCAGUGGUAGCAAACAAUAACUAUGGUCACAUGGCAGUAAAGGUGUUUCAGGAAGAGACUCAGGGGGCAGGUGUGUGUCUGGCAUUUGUAGAGACUCUCCAAAGGGAAAACAUUGUGAGUGAUGCCAGACGAGCAGCACUCACAAUUCAAGCCUCAACUGCGAAAGUGAUUCUGAUCUUUAGCUGGUACACAGAUGUGAGGGAACUAUUCCUGCAACUCGCCAAGAUAAAUGUCACUGACAGACAGUUUCUGGGCAGUGAGGCUUGGAGCACCAGUGGUGAUCUUCUACAACAUCCAAUCACUUCUGAAGUGGCAAAAGGUGUUCUUGGUGUGGCCAUUAGAAGUUCAGCUAUACCUGGAUUUCAAAAUUAUAUCCAAAGUUUGCACCCAUCUCAUCGUCCUGAUGAUAACUUCUUAAGAGAAUUCUGGGAAGCUGAAUUUGGUUGUAGUCCUACUGCCACACCUUUCUUUUCAUAUGCCUCUCUAUCCUUCAAGUCUAAAGCUUAUCUGUCACUCUGUACUGGCACAGAGUCCCUGGAGGGAGUGCAGAAUCACUUCACUGACACCUCUCAGCUGAGGGUGACAUAUAAUGUCUACCUUGCUGUUUACGCUGCAGCCCACGCCCUUCACAGCCUUCUGUCCUGCCCUGAUAGAGACAGCUCACCCAAAAACAAAAGCUCAGCCUGCUCCUCUCCAACAAAUAUCAAACCCAUAGAGCUGAUGCAGCACUUGAACAAUGUAAAUUUCACCACACCACAGGGUGAAAUGUUUUAUUUCCAAGGCGCCGACAUUCCAGCAAAGUACGACCUUGUCAAUUGGCAGAGAACCCCAGAGGGGUCACAAAAGCUUGUUUUGAUUGGUCGUGUGGAUGGGUUUGAUCUCCGCCUCAAUGAGUCAACUAUUCAGUGGAGCACAGAAUCCAAUCAGGUGCCCAUUUCAGUGUGCAGUGAAAGCUGCCCCCCAGGGACCCGCAGAGCCAGAAGGAAAGGACAACCUCUUUGCUGCUUUGACUGUAUCCUAUGUGCUGAAGGGGAGAUUAGCAACAAAACAGGUUCCCUUCACUGUGAGCGUUGUCCAUUAGAGUUUUGGUCCAACGCUAAAAGAACUGCCUGCAUCCCUCGCCAGCUGGACUUCCUUUCCUUUAAUGAAACCUUGGGCAUUACCCUGACUACAGCAGCUGUGUCUGGUGCCGCCCUGACAACAGCUGUGUUUGUGGUGUUUCUCUGCUACCGUCAAACACCUUUGGUAAGAACCAACAACUCAGAACUGAGCUGUUUCCUCUUGUUCUCUCUUUUUUUGUGUUUUCUCUGUCCCCUCACUUUUAUGGGCCGACCCACUGUCUGGACGUGCAUGCUGCGUCACACAGCUUUUGGUGUGACAUUUGCACUUUGUAUUUCCUGUGUGUUGGGCAAAACUAUUGUUGUUGUUACAGCUUUCAAAGCCACAUUUCCUGGCAACAAAAUUGCAGUACAAUUUGGUCCUGCACAGCAAAGAAUCAUAGUGUUCUCUUGCACUUUAAUUCAGAUAGUAAUAUGUGUGUUGUGGCUUAAGUUAAGCCCACCUUUCCCAGACAUGGAUUUUAAAUACAGCAAUAAGAAGAUCAAUUUGGAAUGUAACACAGGCUCUGAGGCUGCUUUCUAUGCAGUGCUGGGGUACAUAGGGAUCCUUGCAAUGAUAUGUUUGGUCCUGGCAUUUCAAGCAAGAAAUUUGCCCGAUAACUUUAAUGAAGCCAAGUUUAUCACAUUCAGCAUGCUCAUAUUUUGUGCUGUCUGGAUCACUUUCAUCCCAGCAUAUGUCAGCUCUCCUGGGAAGUUCACUGUAGCUGUGGAAAUAUUUGCAAUUCUGUCAUCAGCAUUUGGCCUGUUCAUUUGCGUUUUUGCACCUAAAUGUUACAUAAUAUUGAUCAAGCCAGAGAAAAAUACCAAAAAGCAUGUCAUGGGAAAAAUAAUUUGA